Messenger RNA from Funneliformis mosseae, 3594 nucleotides. The record is from the annotation of a GenBank genome assembly. NCBI's taxonomy places the organism in Eukaryota, Fungi, Glomeromycota, Glomeromycetes, Glomerales, Glomeraceae.
AUGACUCCGAGAAGGUCAGAAAGGUUACGUGAGAACAAAAAAGAGGAGACUCCCAUAUCACCAAAAGAAGUGAAAGAAAGGCAUGAAAAGGACGAAAGAACGCGUUCUGAUAAAGCCAAAAAACGCAAAAGGAAGGAUACUACACCAAUUAAAGAAGCCACAGUUGCCAAGAAAACGAAACAAACCAAAAGAAAUAAGGAAUCUAAACUUAAAGCCAACAAAAGCACUUACGAAACAAAGGAACCUAAGCCUAAACGUAAAACCAAACAAAAAAUACCUCUCGACAUGUCUUUUACACGGAGUAAAGUUACAAAAUACGUUGGCGCACACGUUAGUAUUUCAGGUGGGGUACAAAAUGCUAUUAUCAAUAGUCUUAUUAUCAGGGCCAAUGCCUUUGCAAUUUUCUUGAGAAAUCAAAGAAGAUGGACGGCACCACCACUAGAUCCUGAGAAAGUUAAAGCAUUUCGAGAAAAUUGUAUACAACAUAAUUAUGCUUCAAAAUUUAUUUUGCCUCAUGGGAGUUAUCUAAUCAAUUUAGGUAAUCCUGAUCAAGAAAAACGCGAGAAAAGUUAUCAGGCUUUUCUGGAGGAUUUAAAUCGUUGUGAAUUACUAGGAUUAUCUUUAUAUAAUUUUCAUCCUGGCUCAACAGUUGGGCAGUGCACAAAAGAACAAUCUAUACAACAUAUCGCGGAUUGUAUCAAUAAAGCACAUGAGGAAACUUCGAGCGUAACGUGUGUUAUCGAAAACAUGGCGGGCGCGGGUAAUAUUAUUGGAUCGAGGUUCGAGGAACUUGGAGACAUCAUUUCACGGGUAAAGGAUAAGAGUCGAGUUGGUGUCUGUAUUGACACUUGUCAUGCCUUUGCUGCGGGAUAUGAUUUACGUACUCGGAAAGCGUAUGAAAAAACCAUGUCGGAAUUCUCUCAACAUAUUGGAUUUCAGUAUUUACGAGGGAUGCAUUUAAACGAUUCAAAAACCCAAUUAAAAUCCUUUCGAGAUCGUCAUGCUAAUAUAGGAAAAGGAUAUUUGGGGUUAGAAGCAUUUCGUUUAAUUAUGAAUGAUGAUCGAUUAAAUGAAAUUCCAUUAAUUCUAGAAACUCCCGUUGGACCUGAUGACGAAUUCUCAGAUUGGGAUAAAGAAAUUGAAUUACUUUAUGGACUUGUAGGAAUCGAACAUGUAAAAAGCGCACAUCACCGAAAAGGAUACCGUAAAAAUGAGACCAUUAUAAGACUUUUAUAUAAUAUAGGCUCAAGAAAAGAAGUUGAACAAUAUCUUCGACACUUUUCUUCGGUAGAAUCACAGAAAUUCGCGGUAAUAAAAGUUGGAGGAGCCGUCUUAUCAGAUGAAUUAGAUACCCUUGCAUCAUCUAUAACAUUUUUAAAUCGAGUAGGGUUAUAUCCAAUCGUAUUACAUGGAGCUGGACCACAAAUGAAUAAAUUAUUGGAAGAGGCGGGCGUUGAACCGAAUUAUAUCGAUGGUAUUCGUGUGACGGAUGCCAAAACCUUAGAAAUCGCAAGAGGAGUGUUCUUGCAAGAAAAUCUCAAGUUAGUUGAGGCUUUAGAACGUUUAGGUACUCCAGCUAGGCCAAUUCCUGGUGGUGUGUUCAUCGCGGAUUAUCUAGAUAGGGAAAAAUACGGUUACGUCGGAAAAAUCACCGGUGUACACAAGAGGGUCGUCGAGGCCAGUGUGAAUUCCGGUGCGUUGCCAAUCUUGACUAGCUUGGCCGAAACUCCUUCCGGUCAGAUUUUAAAUGUUAACGCUGACGUGGCCGCCGGAGAGUUAGCCAGGGUUUUAGAACCAUUAAAGAUCAUCUACCUUAGUGAAAAGGGAGGUCUCUUACAUGGUGAAACCAAUAAGAAGAUUGAUGUGAUAAACCUUGAUGAGGAAUAUGAGAAUUACAUGGCACAACCAUGGGUGAAAUAUGGUACGAGGUUGAAGAUUAGGGAGAUCAAGGAACUUCUGGAUCAUUUGCCUCGUUCUUCAUCGGUUGCAAUAACUUCUUCCGGUCAACUUCAUAAAGAAUUAUUCACUGAUUACGGAGCCGGAACGUUGAUUCGCCGAGGAUAUCGCCUCUUUAAAUAUAAUUCCGUUAAUGAAACCGAUAAUGCGAAAUUACAACAAAUCUUACAACAAUCUAUUUCCGAUUCAUCUUCAUACAUUCAACAACUUGGAAAGAAAUCUCACGCAAUCUAUAGUGAUGAACCUUAUGAAGUGUUGGCGGUCGUGUCACAAGAUAAUGCCAUCCCAAUCCUUGAUAAAUUUAUCGCAUCCAAAAAUGGGGUCUUGAAUAACGUGACGGAUAAUAUUUGGUCCAUGAUACAAAAGGAUUACCCUCGAUUAACUUGGGUUGCGGAUGAAAAUGACGAGAAUAAAUCUUGGUUCUUUGACAGAUCUGAUGGUAGCUACACCAGUAAUGGAAAGAUUUUGUUCUGGUAUGGCAUCGAGAAUAUCGAUGAUGUUACCAAAAUCAUUAAAAAUUUCGUAUCUAACCAAGGAGUCGCUUCUUCAACAAAAUCCGGAAACGCAUUCACGAACAAUUCCCGAUCAUAUUCAACCUUUACUAGAAAGAAUAAUGCAUUUUCACCAUCCAGUCUAUUGCGCCGUCAAUAUUCCACAUCUACAAGCCCAGCAAGGGUCGCUUUAAUCGGGGCUCGUGGAUAUACCGGAAGGAACCUCAUUUCACUCUUAAAUGCUCAUCCUCAUCUUUCCUUAUCUCAUGUAUCUUCUCGAGAGCUUGAAGGUCAAAAAUUGGACGGUUAUACAAAAGAUGACAUUAAGUAUGUUAAUUUGAAAGCCGAACAAGUUAAGGAGAUGCAAAAGAAUGGCGAGGUUGAUUGUUGGGUAAUGGCUUUACCCAAUGGCGUUUGUGCACCGUUUGUUCAAGCCGUUAACGAAGGUCAAGUGGGCAAAAGUUUGAUCGUCGAUUUGAGCGCAGAUUAUCGUUUUACUGAUGAAUGGACUUAUGGUUUACCUGGACAUUUAAUCCAUUUAGAACUCGGGGAUCGCAACGCCAUUAUUAAAGCCACCAGAAUCUCAAAUCCUGGUUGUUAUGCAACGGGUUCACAAAUUGCUAUUGCUCCAUUAAUCCCAUAUAUAUCAGAAUCUCCGACUGUAUUUGGAGUUUCGGGUUAUUCGGGUGCUGGCACAAAACCAUCACCAAAAAAUGAUCCAGAAUUCCUUAAAGACAAUCUAAUACCAUACGCUUUAACAGAUCAUAUUCAUGAACGUGAGGUUUCUCAUCGGUUAGGAACAAGUGUUAACUUCAUCCCACAUGUUGCUUCAUAUUUCCAAGGGAUAAAUAUAACUGCCAAUAUUCCUUUGAACAAAACUUUUAAAUCUUCGGAAAUUAAAGAAUUAUUCGAACAAAAAUAUGCGGGAGAAAAGCUUAUUAAGGUUGUAGAAGAUAUUCCACUUGUAAAAGAUAAUUCCGAAAAACAUUUUGUUAAGGUUGGAGGAUUCGGUGUACAUUCAUCUGGUAAAAGGGUUGUGGUCGUUGCUACCAUUGAUAAUUUGUUGAAAGGUGCCGCUACCCAAGCUUUGCAGAAUAUGAAUCUUGCCUUGGGUUAUGAUGAAUACGCAGGUAUUCCACUUGAAUAA